Molecule: messenger RNA, 6913 nt
Organism: Porites evermanni
Lineage: Eukaryota; Metazoa; Cnidaria; Anthozoa; Scleractinia; Poritidae
Source: the annotation of a GenBank genome assembly
GCUGAAAUUUGAAACACGCGACCAGGAAAAGCGGCUGAUGUUGUACUGUGUACGUCGAGGUUUUAUAGCAAAGUAUUUUGUAUUUCCCUUCAAUUUUCCAGUUUUACUCACGCUCAUUGGUUCUUUCUCUGGAAUUGCUUCCUUUGAAUGUCAAAGAAGUUUUGUUAAACGUAUGAGAAUGGCGUCUGCUACCGAGCCUCGUGGUAAGUUAAGCUUAUUGAUAAUGAGCUUAAAAACCGAGUUUUUUUGCCUAUGAACAAACAUUUAAGAACUCUCGAAGUAUUUCAACGCUUAUUUAUAUGCUUUUAAAAACUUAUCACUAAAUUAAUAUUUUUAAGAACAUUCUACCAGCGCUGGUGUCGCCUACGAAGUCAUAUUAAGUCCCAAGGUGGAAACUGCUAGAAAACCCCGCCUAACUCCUCUAAGAGGAAAAGAAAACAAGAAGCAAUUGGACGAAAGGAUGAAAGCAGCUGAAGAAAGAAGAAAGGUAAAAAUGAAUUAUUGUAAUGAAAUUUGUCGUACAUCAAUUGCAAGAACUAGUUAAACUCAAACUACGGUUACUCUUGAAGUAGAUACAAUUUUUAUCUUCCAAUCCUCUUCGUUGGCUUGCAACUGAAUUGUAAAAAAUACUAACCUUUUUACUGUACCACUCGAUCAAGCGAUCAAGCCAUUUAGCGUAAGUUAAAUUUAGCCGGAGCCGUAUAAUUUUUCAUAUUCGUGGGCCUCUUUUUAGGGAGGUAAGCUUAAUUUGACCUGCCGAACAGUCUGAAAAUAUUAGGUGGGUUCACAUCUACAGUAUGCCCUCAGGUGCACAUUCUGUGUUAGGGUGCAUUUGAGUUCUAUGCUUAUGUACUUGAUGAAGUGCACUUUAGAUUUUGCCUGGGAAAGGGGUUGAUGCCAAAAAAAAAAAAACCAGAACAGCGAACGUCUUUUGUUCAAAAUGUUUUUUAUUGUGUUGUUCAAAUCAUCAGAAACAUUGCAAGGAGAUCUGCAUGUCUCAUGCACUGUACAAAGAUGAACCCACAGUCCUUAUGACGAAAUAAGCUUGUCACAUUAUUUUGGAUAAGUUCACUCUUAAGUGAGACCAUAAAAGCGUUAACUGAGAUUGCACUUUGAAACUUGGGUAACUCAGUCAGUUUUUUAGUACCUGUUGUGUUGUAAUGAUGGUGGUUUAAGUCCCAUUAGAGCCUAAAUGAUAGGCAUUCCUUNUAAAAAUGAAUUAUUGUAAUGAAAUUUGUCGUACAUCAAUUGCAAGAACUAGUUAAACUCAAACUACGGUUACUCUUGAAGUAGAUACAAUUUUUAUCUUCCAAUCCUCUUCGUUGGCUUGCAACUGAAUUGUAAAAAAUACUAACCUUUUUACUGUACCACUCGAUCAAGCGAUCAAGCUAUUUAGCGUAAGUUCUAUGCUUAUUUACUUGAUCAGAUGAAGUGCACUUUAGAUUUUGCCUGGGAAAGGGGUUGAUGCCAAAAAAAAAAACAGAACAGCAACGUCUUUUGUGCAAAAUGUUUUUUAUUGUGUUGUUCAAAUCAUCAGAAACAUUGCAAGGAGAUCUGCUUGUCUCAUGCACUGUACAAAGAUGAACCCACAGUCCUUAUGACGAAAUAAGCUUGUGACAUUAUUUUGGAUAAGUUCACUCUUAAGUGAGACCAUAAAAGCGUUAACUGAGAUUGCACUUUGAAACUUGGGUAACUCAGUCAGUUUUUUAGUACCUGUUGUGUUGUAAUGAUGGUGGUUUAAGUCCCAUUAGAGCCUAAAUGAUAGGCAUUCCUUAAGGCCUAUUGACUGAUUAAAGGCAAAGCUAUCAUUUUGUGGCAUUUGACGUUACAGCACAACUCCUAAUCUUAGGUAUUUUGUGGUUCUUCUUAUGGGCUGACCUUUAACAAGUUUGCAUUUUUCGUUGUUUUAAUCUGUCUCAUCAACACCAUCUUGAAUUACAUCAUGGACAGACCAUGGUCACAUGUGAGGCAAUACAAAAACGCUGAUGUACAGCAGAUUCGCCUUUUGGCCAAAAAACUGUUUAACCAUGAAACUCAAGAUAUUGCACAGAUUCUUGAUGAGUGAAUUAGUGAACCGGUGUGAGCAACAAAUAAAACAGAGUACUGGACUUUUUGUUGACACCCUGGUUAGCCACCCUUCCCCUGGCUUUUUCAUGCAAUAAUGGUGCAGCUUUUUUUCUGAUGUUUGUGCGACACACUUAGUGUUGUCAUUCUAACCUAUACAACUUUGUAUUUCAUUCUCAACAUUUAAGAUAUCACAAUUUUUGGGGGGAGAUCAGUAAAUUUACUCUGUUGCAUUUCUGUUUGCACAUCCAAUCAAAAGAUACUCUAAUGCAUUGUAUUAUCUAUUUUUACUACUUUUAACUAGACAGUGUUCUCCUUAUCAGGCGGUAACUGGUAAAAUUUACCGCUUGAAGCAGCACUUCUCACUACCUGCAACCGCUUGAAAGUUAAUUGUAAGUUGUUUUUAAAAAAAUACAGAAGUUGUGAUCCGAUCCCAUCCUCACAAGAAAAUCAAUGAAAAUAAGGAAAUUAUACAAGUAUGCACAGCUAUUGUCACUGGGUACUUUAUUUGAAAAUUGCUGACUUGUACCUUUCAAAUCAAUGCAGGCUAGCAAUUUUUUUUACGGGCUUCUCUCAAUAAAUUCAUUUGUGCAGCAACAUUGACGUGUGCCUUAGUUGCAGCUGUAUUUCAUUACUCAUCAUGAAGUGACAGCAGGCCAUGCUGUCAUUUUUGUCCGUAGAAAUCAAUCAUAAGUGAGGCCAAAGAGGUAACAGUACAUAAGAAAUUAACAAUAAUAAUCUUUCUGUGUAAGCCUUUUAAGUCUUCUAUAUGAAUUCAGUUUUGAUUUCCUGGAAAGUUCAACUUCUUUAACUUUUGUUACUUAAGUGAAAGUAGUGGCAAAGGCAGGCUUCAGUUGUAAAAUUCUUCGUCGUGAGGGCUUUAAAUACUUUUUAGGUCAAUUGGUUGAAAGAAUGUUCGAAAGUAAAAGCCUUGAUGGACAUGAUAGUUUUCCAGAUAUUAAAGACGGGAAACGAGUCUAGCAAUUUGAAGCAGAGAACCUGCUUACUUUUAAAUGCUUCACAAUCAUGGAUUCAAAAGCGGGGGCCGCUAUAGUGAACACUAUUUCUAGUCUUUAUAUGGGCCAUGCAGUAUCGAAAGAGAACAUUUAAGACAGAAUAAAAUAAUAUUAUCGGAAGCAAACAUUUUAAAUUGCCAUCUAAAAAUUAUACGACCCAGUUUGUGUAAGGUCUUAUAAUAAGGAAAUGAUAGGACAUUUCAGAGAACUUUGCUCCUAAGGGACUUGUCAGAAAUUAGCAGGGGGGGAGGGGAGGUGGGAAUUUUAAAUUUGGGUCCGGAAAUUAGAUGACCCAUCCCUGCAAUGGGAGUGAAAUUUGCUAACCCUCCCCUUGAGCUUGGCCUAAAAUAUCAUGACCCUCCCCACCUUACAGAAUUGAAAGAAAAAUGUUCCAGGCUCUUUAGGGUGUAGUAUUCCAAUAGUGAGACCAUAAAAGCGUUAACUGAGAUUGCACUUUGAAACUUGGGUAACUCAGUCAGUUUUUUAGUACCUGUUGUGUUGUAAUGAUGGUGGUUUAAGUCCCAUUAGAGCCUAAAUGAUAGGCAUUCCUUUAAGGCCUAUUGACUGAUUAAAGGCAAAGCUAUCAUUUUGUGGCAUUUGACGUUACAGCACAACUCCUAAUCUUAGGUAUUUUGUGGUUCUUCUUAUGAGCUGACCUUUAACAAGUUUGCAUUUUUCGUUGUUUUAAUCUGUCUCAUCAACACCGUCUUGAAUUACAUCAUGGACAGACCAUGGUCACGUGUGAGGCAAUACAGAAAAGCUGAUGUACAGCAGAUUCACCUUUCGGCCAAAAAACUGCUUAACCAUGAAACUCAAGAUAUUGCACAGAUUCUCUGAUGAGUGAAUUAGUGAACCGGUGUGAGCAACAAAUAAAACAGAGUACUGGACUUUUUGUUGACACCCUGGUUAGCCACCCUUCCCCUGGCUUUUUCAUUCAAUAAUGGUGCAGCUUUUUUUCUGAUGUUUGUGUGACACACUUAGUGUUGUGAUUCUAACCCAUACAACUUUGCAUUUCAUUCUCAACAUCUCUGAACCUUCUUUGCCCAGUAACUGAGUAAUUUUCUUGUUCACUUAGGGUUUAAGAUAUCACAAUUUUUUUUGGCAGAUCAGUAAAUUUACUCUGUUGCAUUUCUGUUUGCACAUCCAAUCAAAAGAUACUCUAAUGCAUUCUAUUAUCUAUUUUUACUACUUUUGACUAGACAGUGUUCUCCUUAUCAGGCGGUAACUGGUAAAAUUCACCGCUUGAAGCAACACUUCUCACUGCCUGCAACCACUUGAAAGUUAAUUGUAAGUUGUUUUUAAAAAAAUACAGAAGUUGUGAUCCGAUCCCAUCCUCACAAGAAAAUCAAUGAAAAUAAGGAAAUUAUACAAGUAUACACAGCUAUUGUCACUGGGUACUUUAUUUGAAAAUUGCUGACUUGUACCUUUCAAAUCAAUGCAGGCUAGCAAUUUUUUUUGCGGGCUUCUCUCAGUAAAUUCAUUUGUUUCAACUCUGUAUUACAGUUUACUGAAAUAAAAAUAGUAGUAGCAGGUAUGAAUCUAGGAUAAAUAUUGACCGAUUUCCUAAACAAGUGCCAAAGUUUCUAGGGGGCUGGGGGCUAAUCCCCUGGGAAAUUUUUUUGAUUUUAACUCCCUUAAGUCCCCUUUUCUGGCUUCCUGAGUCUUUCAGACAGGAUGUUGGCCAGUUCCAUUCUCCUGAGAUGAAGCAUUUUUACAAUCCAUUUUCCGGAUUUCAACUUGGAAAAUUUGUUAUUUAAAACAUAUUUGUAAUGAAAAAUCUGACCGAUUUCCAUAAAACAGAGGAAACCAGUAUGGAUCCGCACCUGUUACUCCUUCUAUUUUAAAGCACAACAAAGACUAGAAGAAAUAAGCAUUGUUUAACAACAGCCAUGAGAACAGCCACAGAAAUCACACAAACAGGAUAUUCUACAGGAUAUUCUUUUGCAUCUCUGGGGAUUUUUAUGCGUCAGGGAUGCAGGACGCAGAGUAUAAAAUAACUUGGAGAUUUUUGAGGGUAUUCAGAACAAUCUGAAGAUUUGUGGUGGUGCCUGGGUAUGUUAACUUUAGAUGGUAUGAUGAAGAAAUACUUCAAGCAAUUUCUAAUGUUACUCAAUUUCUUGUUUACAACAGACUGUUAUAUCAUUUAAUGCCGUCUAGAAAUUUUUAAGGCUCGGAAAUUUGGCAUGGGAUUUUUUGGGGUUAAAUUUUUGGUCCAGGAAUUUUUUUUGGUUUUGUUGGAAACCCUAGGGAUUUUAUGGGUUUUGAUUUUUGUCCCCAUUCGAUCAUUGCUGUCACUUGAAAUCCGAGGUAGUGCACAAUAUUCAAGGAUAGGUCGUACUAAAGUUAUGUACAAAAUAGAAAAUGCUUUUUGAUUUGUCGGUCCAAAUAUUCUGUAAACAAUGCCUUAAAUUGUAUUAGCCUUGUUUACAGCAGCAUCAACUUGAGCUCCCCUCGACGGGUCAUAGGAAAUCAAAACUCCUAUCACCCAACAUGUCAUGGAGAACUUUCAAAAUGUCACUUGUACACAAAAGUAAUGAAAUACUGAGGAAAUUGAACUCAAAAACAUGCGUACCGCUUAUGUUAUACACAUUCCCAAGACAUCGGGACAACUGGGGUAGAAACAUUGCCCACUGAAAUUUUCAGUAACUUUUCCCUUCCAUUAACCUCAUUUUAUUAAUGUGUGCUGAUGUGCCAAUUGUUUUUUUGCCAUGCCCAGUGACAGGCAUACAUUAUGCAAAAACAGCAAAUUGUCUUAUCUUUACUCAAAACACACUGUUUUCUGCUUUUUUUUCCUUGUUAGAGCAUUGAGGGUGAAAUGCUUGCAAAGGUAGUGGUACAGAUUGCACGAGUUAAUCAAGUUCAGCUAAACAAGCAGCAAACAGAGGAGAAGCAAAGUAAAAUAGCAGAAGAAAAGUACAAGCUAAAUAUGGAGUCUCAUAUUGAGAAAAAGGAAGCUCAAAUUCAAGCACUAAUUGAUCGGCUUCAUGCCAAGGAUAACCACAUCAGAGAAGUGCAAGCCAAGUUACAGGAGAUAAGUGUCUCACAUGCUAAGAAGUUGGAGGAGAAGAUUCAACACAAGGAAGCUGUGACCAAAGAGAAGCUUGAACUACUUCGUAAGGUUCAGACAGAACAAUGGCAGGCUCAUGAAAAGCGUAUUCAAGAGGUCUUGGCCUCUUUGCAAGAGAUCAUUGAGAAGAAUUCCAAGAAAGCUGAAGAAAAUUUACAGGAGAGGAUGGAAAGAACAGAAGAAAAGCGCCAGGCACAGAUCCGCGCACUUCAGGAACGAUUGCGGCUCAAGUCAUCCAAGAUAGAGCAAGCACGACAGUUUAUGGAUAAACUUGUGGAGGAAACAAAGAAGAGUUACGAAGAAAAACUCAAACAGAGGCAGGAACAAAUGGAGGAGAAGCGGAAUGCAGAAUUGAGGAAAAUACAACAGAAGGCAGAGGCCCAUGACAAACAUGUUGAAGAGGUGUGUCAAAAAGUGAAGACAAGAAAAGCGGAAAAUACUCAGUGAUGAGAAAAACAUGUGGCAGGAACAAGUAACACAACAGCAUAUUUUCCUUCCUAUUAAGUACAGUGUACUUUGUACAAUUUUCUUGUCCAUGAACAUUCACUGGACAAAACCAUGACAACAUGUUUGGCCAAAAAUACUAACCUUAUGUGUCUCGUUUAUAUUUAAGGAAUAAGUGAAACAUUUGUUGCGUUAAACUAUUGUACAGGUGAAGUAUAAAUGUUUUCAAAAUAUUAUUGUUUGAAUUAAGCAAUGUUUGGUGCAUGUUGAAAUAACUGAGUUCUUUAAACACAUGAUUGACUUUGUUCAGGUUGUGGACGGG